UUUAAACUGUGUUCCUCUCAAGUAUCCAGGAGAAGGUUUGCGUGACUUUCAGGAGAACCAUUACUUUUCUCAGCUGGAAUGCAUCUGUAAGUGGAGAUGUCUUCAGCGCCCUGGAGUUCUGCUGCUUUCUCUCCUUUCUGUUUUCCUGCCAGCUGUUGAUAUGAAUCCAAUACCUCCCGUCCACAACAGCAGCGUCAGACAUAAUGUGUCAUGGUGAUGAGGAUGCCUUUGACGGACGACUAACAGUUGCUCCAAAAAACUAUCUGGUGGAUCUUCCUAACUUGAACUUUCUGAAACAGCGUGGGGCCGUAUUCCUCAAUGCCUAUACGAACUCUCCAAUUUGCUGUCCUUCCCGUGCAGCUAUGUGGAGCGGUCUGUUCCCUCACCUGACCGAAUCCUGGAAUAACUACAAGUGCCUGGAUCCCGAUUACCCAACAUGGAUGGACCUUGUAAAACAAAAGGGAUAUGUCACUCAGAAAUUCGGCAAACAAGACUAUAAAAGUGGUUCUCAUUCGCUGAGUAAUCGCGUUGAAGCCUGGACCAGAGAUGUGCAGUUUCUCCUCAGACAAGAAGGCAGACCUGUGGCAUCACUUGUUGCCAACAAGACUCAAACUCGUAUUAUGGAGGAGGACUGGAAAAAUGUGGAUCUAGCUGCCGGCUGGUUAAGAAAACAGGCAGUGAGCUCCUCACAACCAUUCAUUUUAUAUUUGGGCUUAAACCUGCCACACCCAUAUCCUUCCGUAAACAUGGGAGAGAAUUUUGGCGCAUCAACAUUUUUAACUUCUCCUUACUGGCUUCAGAAAGUUUCUUAUCAGGAUGUUACUAUUCCCAAAUGGUUGCCACUAAAAGCUAUACAUCCAGUGGAUUAUUAUUCAUCUUAUACCAAAAACUGCACUGGUAACUUUACAAGCCAAGAGAUCCGUGACAUAAGAGCUUAUUAUUAUGCUAUGUGUGCAGAGACAGAUGCUAUAAUGGGUGAAGUCAUUUCAGCACUGGUGGAUACUGGACUUCUAAAUACAACCUACGUGUUGUUUACAUCAGACCAUGGGGAGCUUGCAAUGGAACAUAGGCAAUUUUAUAAGAUGAGCAUGUAUGAAGGAAGCUCUCAUGUACCACUUUUAAUUAUGGGACCCAACAUCCAAUCUGGAAAGAGAAUCUCAAAUAUCGUAUCUCUUGUGGACCUUUACCCCACCAUGCUAGAGAUUGCUGGAGUUUCUACGCCUCAACACAUAAGUGGUUUUUCUCUGUUGCCGUUAUCAUGUACAAGCUCAAACAAUGAUAUCAUUCCGGGGUCUGAGUUACGUCCUAACUGGGCUCUAAGUCAGUUUCAUGGUGCUGAUGCAAAUGCUUCAACCUACAUGCUGCGAAAAAAUUACUGGAAGUUCAUUGCAUACUCAGAUGGUGAUUCAUUUCCUCCACAGUUGUUUGAUUUAUUAAAGGACCCAGAGGAGCUGAACAAUGUUGCUGCACAGUUUCCCAAGAUUGUCCGCUCAAUGGAGAGGAAACUUCGCUCCAUUCUAGACUAUAAGGAAGUAUCUGCUGCGGUGCACCAAUACAAUAAGGAAUCAUUCGCCAGCUGGAAGGAAAGUGUGGGAAGUAAUUAUACGAAUUACAUUUCUAACCUGAGAUGGCAUUUGGAUUGGAGCUUAAAACCCAAGGCGUACGAACUGGCAAUUGACCGAUGGCUUAAGAAUGAGAGUAAUGGUAUUUUCAAAGGCACAGGCUAUAUGCCACAUAACCUAUUUAAUGCAAAGAGAAAAGCGCAUUGAAUAAUAAUGAAUGUAUUACUACUAAUACUAGAGUAAAACAAAUCAGAAGAGCAUACUCUCUGGCAGGGGCGUUGCUAGGGUUUAAAAACAUCCAAGCGCCAAUGAAUAUGGCCCAGUUCCCUAAGGCUACUUUCACACUAGCGGUAGCCUUCUACGGCACGCUGUUCCGGCGGGGGAACAGCAUGUCGGAAUCGUGUUAACACUAGUGCACCAUGCCGCCGGAAGUCCACUUUGGCCCCAUUUACUAUAAUGGGGGCAAGCCGGAGGUCCGGCCGCAGCACGGCAAACAUGCCAAGAGGCGGCUGGAAUAAAACUGCAGCAUGCUGUAGUGUUUUUCAGC
This is a messenger RNA of Bufo bufo (common toad), 2109 nucleotides long. RefSeq names its product arylsulfatase family member K (gene ARSK). The coding region runs from base 204 to 1769 and encodes 521 amino acids. The transcript has 8 exons. The record is from RefSeq and is a predicted model, not a curated record. Lineage: Eukaryota; Metazoa; Chordata; Amphibia; Anura; Bufonidae.